AUGGUGUAUGGACAGGUCCUCCACAGGUUUGGGGUGCAGGGUAAAGAAAUUAAUCUGAACGUGGGGGGUUUCAGGCAUAUAAUGGAGCACGACACACUCCUCCGCUUCCCACACACACGACUGGGUCGUCUGCUGGGCUGCCGGUCUGAAAAAGCCAUCCUGGAGCUCUGUGAUGACUACUGUCCCACAAACCAGGAGUUCUACUUUGACAGGAACCCUCGUGUCUUCCACUGUGUCCUCAACUUCUACCAUACGGGCCAGAUCCACAUGAUGGAGGAGUUCUGUGUGUUCUCUUUUAGCCAGGAGAUUGAAUAUUGGGGUAUUGAGGAACUCUACAUGGGUUCCUGUUGCAGUAUUCAGUACCAGGAACGCAAGGAGUAUAUAGAGGACAGGGACUGGGACCUAAGAAGCGAUGAGCAACAGCCCAGCUUUGAUUCCUCCUUUGAGGAGCUGUCUGCCAUGGACAAGGACCUGGAAAGGUUUGACGGCACAUGGUGCGCAAACCUCCGGCGCGAAAUCUGGCUUCGACUGGAGGACCCUGGGCAUUCGGUCUCUGCAAAAGUAAUCAUGGUGGCCUCGCUUAGUGUCGUGCUGACGUCAAUCGCUGCCAUGUGUGUUCACAGCAUGCCCGAGUUCCAGCACCUAGAUUCUUACAAUAGGCCAGUCGAGGACCCGACGCUGGCUGUCCUUGAGAUCGCCUGCGUGAUCUGCUUCUCUGCUGAGUUUUGCAUAAGGCUUGCUGUUGCCCCAUGCCUGAGAAAGUUCCUGGGAAAUCCCCUGAAUGUCAUUGACUUCACCUCAAUUUUACCAUUCUAUGCAACGCUGGCAUUUGAAAUGGUGGGCAACGGGAAUGAGGAAGAGAACGAGAACCUGGAGAAUGUUGGCAAGGUGGUGCAAGUCCUGCGACUGAUGAGGGUCUUCCGCAUCUUGAAGCUGGCCCGUCACUCUGUGGGUCUACGUGCCCUGGGGGCCACCGUGAGACAUAGCUACCAUGAGGUUGGACUUCUUCUUCUCUUCCUUUCUGUUGGGGUUUCCAUCUUCUCUGUACUUAUAUAUUCAGUGGAGAGGGAGGAGGACAGGUCACAGCUGGGCACUAUUCCUGUAGCCUGGUGGUGGGCUACCAUCACCAUGACAACUGUGGGCUACGGUGAUGCGUGUCCAGUGACGCCAGCAGGGAAACUGGUUGCCUCCCUGUGCAUCAUCUGUGGGCUGCUUGUGGUGGCUCUGCCAAUCACCAUCAUCUUCAACAAGUUCUCUAAAUACUACCAAAGAAGCAAAGUAAUGGAUGUUGAGCCUUGUGAAAAUAGUGCUGUUGCCCAAGAUCCUAAAUUUCAAUACUGUGAUAUUGGUGACCCAUUUGCUCAGAAGAUGCACUCUUUCUUUGGAACUUUCCCCUCAGUGGGCAUUGAGGGUUCUGUGGUAGAUGAUACCGAUGCACUAAGUAUCCCAGAAACUGAAGUGGCAUUUGGACUAGUCAUGCUUCAAAAUGGGGAUAUCAAGUAA
Molecule: messenger RNA, 1503 nt
Organism: Brienomyrus brachyistius
Lineage: Eukaryota; Metazoa; Chordata; Actinopteri; Osteoglossiformes; Mormyridae
Product: potassium voltage-gated channel subfamily S member 3-like
Exons: 1
Coding region: 1-1503 (500 amino acids)
Biological process (GO): protein homooligomerization; potassium ion transmembrane transport
Cellular component (GO): membrane; voltage-gated potassium channel complex
Molecular function (GO): voltage-gated potassium channel activity; protein binding
Source: RefSeq, a predicted model, not a curated record